CGUCUCCAUCCCUGGACCUACACAACUUACAUGCAAAAACUCGUAUCCAUCCAAAUAAGUUGGAUCACAAUGGCAACUCAAAGGAUUUUCCUCAUCACUUUGAUGCUGGUGGCCCUAAUAGCCAUGCCGGUGGUGGCACGGCCAGCAUCGAGAAAACAAGAGGUGAAUGCAUAUGAUGUCAAGGGGGCACCAAAGGCCCUCCAUGCUGAAGAGGGAAAAGAGGCUGCUGGCCCUUCAUCGGAAAAGGUUAGCACUUCCAAGUAUUCUGAUGCCAUCAUUUCCGAAGCUGCGUCCAAGGCCCACAUGGCGGCAGCCGAAAAGGACAUGAAAGAGGCCCAAGUUGCCAACUCGCCUGAAGAGGCCCAAGUUGCCAAGAAGGCUGCUGCUAAGAACAUAGUCGCUGCAAUGGUGAAUACCUUCCGGGGUGCCGCAGCUGUUGAACCUACUGUUGGCGAUGCCAUGGAGCAAAAGGAGGCUGGCGCUAUAUCCGCCGCGGGGGCCAAGGCAAAUGAUGUCAGCGAUGCACCUACGGGAGAUGUGGCUUCCAAGUAUUCUGACGCCAUUAUUUAUGAUGCUACCUCCAAGGCCCGUAUAGCCGCAGCCGAAAAGAACAUGAAAGAGGCCCAAGUUGCUGACUCGCCCGAAGAGGCUGCCGUUGCUAAGGAGGCUGCUUCUAAGAACAUAGUAGCUGCAAUGGUGGAUGCCUUUCGAGGUGCCGCAGCUGUUGCACCUACUGAUGCAGAUGCCACGGAGGGAAAGGAGGCUAGCACCAUUUCAGCCGAGGAAAAAGAUGCCAGCGAUUCACAUACGAAAGAUGUGGCUUCCAAGUAUUCUAACGCCAUUAUUUCUAAUGCCGUGUCCAAGGCCCACAUACGCGCGGCCGAAAAGGACAUGAAGGAGGCCCAAGUUGCAAGCUCACCUGAAGAGGCUUCCGUUGCUAAGAAGGCUGCUGCUAAGAACAUAGUCGCUGCGAUGGUGUAUGCCGCACAAGAUGUCGCAGCCGUUGCACCUAGUGUUGCAGAUGCCACAACGAAAGAUGGUGUUGGCUACAAAGCGUGAGCGCAGCUCGGACUAACUUCCAAUCAUAUAUGCUCUAUAUGUGCAUGGACGUGGUUGCGGAUUUAAAUAUUAUGCUCAUUUGAUCAACAACACGGGUGCAUUGGAGCAUCCAUAUAUUGUUCAUUUAAUAAUUCUUUUGUACUAUCUUUUACACUAGCAUCAUCUCUAGCAUGUUGUAAUUUAUUGGGAAAUAUUUCAUUAAUAUUAAGAUUAUGCGAUAUAAAA
Molecule: messenger RNA, 1284 nt
Organism: Lolium perenne
Lineage: Eukaryota; Viridiplantae; Streptophyta; Magnoliopsida; Poales; Poaceae
Source: RefSeq, a predicted model, not a curated record